Molecule: messenger RNA, 195 nt
Organism: Racocetra fulgida
Lineage: Eukaryota; Fungi; Glomeromycota; Glomeromycetes; Diversisporales; Gigasporaceae
Source: the annotation of a GenBank genome assembly
GUGCUGGAAAUGGUGGUAAUCAGAUUGGUGGUUUGAAUACUGCAGGAGAAUUUUGUAAUAAAGCUGGAGCAGAAAUUGCAGUUUUUGGUCAACUCAUGCAAGAAGAUAUGGGUGUUGAGGAGUUCUCCACUCGAAUCAAAAAGGUUGGUAAAUUGGCUGAAAUGACACCCGAACAACAAAGAGAGCAAUUUAUUC